Molecule: messenger RNA, 363 nt
Organism: Rotaria socialis
Lineage: Eukaryota; Metazoa; Rotifera; Eurotatoria; Philodinida; Philodinidae
Source: the annotation of a GenBank genome assembly
AUGGAUGACUUUAAAACAGAUAUGGAGAUUAAUGCAACCAAGCUUGAAUCUCAUUUUCUUCCUUCGGUUUUCUCAACAAUACGUCAUCAUUUACAUGAUUAUGCAAAUAAAUAUAUUAGAAAUAUAAAUAAUAAUAAUAUUCGUAAUAUUAGCGAUGAAGAAUUUCAGGCUAUAAAAACAUUGCGCAAUAAUAAAGAAAUCAUAAUAAGUCGCGCCGAUAAAGGCAACGCCAUCGUAGUGAUGGAUAAGAAAGACUACAUAGAAAAAGCUAAUAAUAUUCUUCAAUUAAAGCACUUUCAACAUACAACUAAAUCUCUACAAAAAGAGAAAGAAGAAGAAAUGAACAAAUAUCUUCGAGAGUAA